Messenger RNA from Fonsecaea erecta, 1317 nucleotides. Its product is annotated as sarcosine oxidase. NCBI's taxonomy places the organism in Eukaryota, Fungi, Ascomycota, Eurotiomycetes, Chaetothyriales, Herpotrichiellaceae. Gene Ontology annotation, molecular function: flavin adenine dinucleotide binding; saccharopine oxidase activity; sarcosine oxidase activity. The record is from RefSeq and is a predicted model, not a curated record. Bases 1 to 1317 code for a protein of 438 amino acids. The transcript has 3 exons.
AUGGCAGUUCCACCACCAGCUGUGCUUGUGGUCGGCGGCGGGGCCUUUGGGACGUCCACCGCGUACCACUUGUCCAUGCGAGGCUACACGCGCGUGAAAGUCCUGGAUCGGUUUGCCGCCCCGUCCAAAGAUGCCGCCGCCACAGACCUGAACAAGAUCAUUCGCUAUGACUAUCCCAACCCGCUGUACACCAAGCUGGGCCUGGAAGCCAUGGCGGUGUGGAGGAACAACAGCAACAACAACAACAACAACAACCUAAAUCACCUGUUGUCGGGCAUGUUUCGCCAUACCGGCUGGCUCAUGGGCGCACAUGGGAUGACGCAAGGCUUUCUGCAGGCCGCAUAUGAGUCGAGCCAACAAGCCGGCCUGGACGGGGUUCGAUACAUGGACGUGGGCGAGAUCAAGCAAAGGUGGCCACAGUUUACCGGUGAUUUCCACGGCUGGACGAAUUUGUGGAGUCCAGAAGCAGGAUGGGUUCCCUCAGGGGAAGCACUCCUUCGACUGGCCAAUGCGACUCAGGCAAAUGGCGUCGAGUACGUCUCUGGCGACCGAGGAUGGGUGCAACAAUUGCUGUACGACGAUGGCGGCGCGUGCGUGGGCGCCCGGACGAAGAAUGGCGAAACACAUCUGGCGGACAUUGUCGUGCUGUGUACGGGUGCCAACACUGCAGCACUGAUCGAGGCCAAGGACGAAAUCGUGGCACGAUCGCAUUGCGUGGGCGUCAUUCAACUCACGCCGCAAGAAGCGGACAAGUACAGGAGCUUGCCCAUCGUCGAUGACUUCGAACAAGGAAUUUUGUUCCCCCCCGACGAAAACAAUCUGCUGAAGCUCUGCAGCUGCCGCUUCAUCACCAACUACGGCAACUCGAGGAUCCCCGGCGCAUCCCUGGGUCACUCCCACGAAGACUUCCCGGAGGACGGCGUGCCGCGGCAGAUCGAGGCCGAGAUGCGCGAGUUUGUGCGGGACCAGAUUCCCGAGCUGGCUGAUCGCGAAUGGGUGUCGACCCGGAUGUGCUGGGACGGAGACACGAAGGACAUCAACUUCCGCAUCUGUCCGUCGCCCACCAACGCCAAUCUGUUCAUUGCCACCGCCGGAUCCGGUCAUGGAUUCAAAUUCAUGCCCAUCAUCGGCAAGUACGUGGCCGACAUGAUCGAAGGUCGAUUGGAUGCCGAAUACGCCGACUUGUGGAAGUGGCGGUUUGGGGCAGCACCACCGGUGAAGGAGACGGGAAAAGAGCCUCAUCCAUGGCCGGCUCGUGAUCUUGCGGAGCUCGACGGUUGGAAAGGGAGGAAUCGACGAACGGUCCAUCGCUUAUGA